UCCUUGUGCUUGUUCACACACGCAUUUGCCUUCACGCAGAGUGCGUGUGGACGCGGCGGUGGCGGUGGUGGAUGUAGCGAAGAUAAAGUCAACGUUUCUUUUCCCCCGUGCCGAUCCGCUCUGCCCCGGAGACAUAACAGAUCGUCCUUCAAGGACCCCUUCCGCUGACCCCUCCCACCCAUCCCUGCCCCACGGUUCCCCCUCCUGCGGUCAGGAUGUCAUGGCGUCCUCAGUACCGCAGCUCCAAGUUCCGGCACGUGUUCGGCAAGGCGGCCCCCAAAGAGAGCUGCUACGACGGCGUGCCCAUCACGCUCAGCGUCCAGGACAACAACUUCUGCGCGGUCAACCCUCGCUUCCUCGCCGUCAUCACCGAGUGCGCGGGGGGCGGGGCCUUCCUGGUCCUCUCUGUCCAUCAUACGGGUAAAGUGGACCCUCACCACCCGCGCGUGUCAGGCCACAGGGGCAAUGUGUUGGACAUAAAAUGGAAUCCCUUUGACGACUACUGCAUCGCCUCCUGCUCUGAGGAUGCCACGGUCAAGGUAUGGGAAAUCCCCCCUCACGGGCUCUUCAAGAACAUGACGGUGGCCUGGAAGGAGCUACAGGGCCACAGCCGCCGGGUGGGCCUCAUCGAGUGGCACCCCACCGCCAACAACAUCCUCUUCAGCACCGCAUAUGACUACAAGGUGAUGAUCUGGAACCUAGACUGUCCAGAGCAGGUGAUCAAGAAUCCCGUGCGGACCAUCAGCGUCCACACGGACGUGGUGCUGUCCAUGUCCUUCAACACGGACGCCAGCCUCUUGGCCACAACGUGCAAGGACAGGAAAGUGCGGCUCCUGGAGCCGCGCUCGGGGACCCUGCUGCAGGAAGCCAACUGCAAGACGCACAAGGCCACCAAGGUGCUGAUUCUGGACAACGUCAACAAGCUGCUCACCGCAGGCACGUCCAGAUGGAACGACAGGCAGAUUGCACUCUGGGAUCUGGAUGACUUGUCAAUGCCUUUGUUAGAGGAAAACAUGGAUGGUUCAUCGGGAUUCCUCUUUCCGUUCUAUGACCCUGACACACACAUGCUGUACUUGGCCGGGAAGGGGGACGGGAACAUCAGGUACUAUGAGAUCAGCUCGGAGAAGCCGUACGUUCACUACCUGACGGAGUACCGCUCCACUUUACCCCAGAAAGGGAUGGGUGUGAUGCCAAAGAGAGGCCUGGACGUGAGUUUGUGUGAAGUCUUUCGCUUCUACAAACUGGUGACCAUCAAGACGCUCAUUGAGCCGCUGUCCAUGAUCGUCCCACGCAGGUCAGAGUCAUACCAGGAGGACAUCUAUCCAAUGACGGCAGGCAACAAGCCCGCUUUGACUGCGGACGAGUGGCUUAGCGGCAUCGACAGAGGCCCGGUGAUGAUGUCACUGAAGCCUGGCCAGCCCGCGGACGAGUCGAACGGCGAGACCGACAAAGAUCUGGGGAGGACUCGUGGCCGAGCAUACAUUAGGGAACAGCCGGGCGGCGGCAGCACGACGGACAACAAUGGCGUGGCAGACGACGGCAGGAUGGCGGUGAGCAACGGACAAGACUUCCUGCUCUGCUCGCCGCCUAAGACGGAAAAUGAGCUUCGUGUGAAGUUCCACAAGCAGCAGGACGAGAUCCGGCGGCUGGUGGAGCUUCUCCACCAGAGGGACGUGCACAUCAAGCAGCUGGAGUUGGAGAUCAACAACAUAAAAAACUCUCAGCAGAACUCACUUUAACACUUUUUCCUUUUUUUUUUUUUUUAAAGACAAAUAUGGUCUUUCUGUCAUCGCUUCACACACAAUUUGGUGCAUAUAUUCUUGAUGUAAAUACACUCAGCGAUUCUUACCCACACACUUUUACGAACUUGCACACUUUGAUUUUGUAUCGCAGCUAUGCAACUUUUUAGGAUUUUUUUAAAACACAUUUUGUGAGCAGAAAGAAAAAACAACAAAGUUGAAAAGAAACAAAGAUGCGCGAUCAUAUGCAAAUGCAUUUUAUUGGUUGGCUUCAGUAUUUGAAAAAGGAGACUGAAAAGAAAAAAAUAAAACUCUGUGAUUAAAAAGUCACGUCAUAAGAAUAAACAUGUAAUAUAUUUUUUUUACGAUUUGAAUUUCAAAAUUCAUUCUUAUAAAAAAAUCUCGCUGUGUGACUUAUCCUCUCAAAGCUUUUAAUUUAUUCUUGUAAAUUCCCCUUUUUUUAAUAUAAAUUGUUUUUAUUUUUUAAAUCUCAGCUGUCUUGUAAUAAUUUCUCCCACAAUAUGUUGAGAAUCAAUAUGAGAGGGAAAAAAUCUUAAUUUAAGGAAAUAUUAUGUGAAUAAAAAUUUGACCCCAAAAAAUCAUACACAAAUGAAAAACAUCUCCCAGUCAUUUUAUGCAUUAUGAGACCCAAUUAUAAUUUCUUAUGGUUGAAAAUAUUCCGAUUACAAAAGUUGGAAUAUACCAAGACAAUAUUUUAAUAUUACAACUUUUUGUGCUAGAGUAUUUUUCUUCUUUUCAGUGCACCAAUACAUAUUGCUUCCUUUUUUUUCUUUCUUUCGUUUUGAAUGUUUCCCCAUCUACUCUUUUGAUGGCAGCAUUUGUACACGCAGAGACCAAACGUGCGCUUUUGUCCUCGUCCCACGUUGGUCUGUUGAAAUCGGGAAGUGCCGCUGCGACAUUCGAAGCUCAGCCUCGACAUCUCUGGACAUGACAUCAAAAGCUGGCGUGCUGCCGUUCAGUCACUGUGAAAUGACAUUUAUUUAAAAGCAGAAAAUGAGCACCACGAGUUCACUUUGCAUUGAUUUUUCAUUUGGGCAGGAAUAAACUGGCAUACUCAUCGAACAAAAAAACAUUGUUGACGUGCUAUGCAUUUUAUUCAUUCAUUUUUAAUCAAAAAUAAAUUUGUUCAAAAU
Messenger RNA from Hippocampus zosterae (dwarf seahorse), 2893 nucleotides. It is a transcript of the gene coro2aa, whose product is annotated as coronin 2Aa. The record is from RefSeq and is a predicted model, not a curated record. Gene Ontology annotation, biological process: actin filament organization. Gene Ontology annotation, molecular function: actin filament binding. The transcript has 12 exons. Bases 216 to 1739 code for a protein of 507 amino acids. Lineage: Eukaryota; Metazoa; Chordata; Actinopteri; Syngnathiformes; Syngnathidae.